Messenger RNA from Striga asiatica, 840 nucleotides. The record is from the annotation of a GenBank genome assembly. NCBI's taxonomy places the organism in Eukaryota, Viridiplantae, Streptophyta, Magnoliopsida, Lamiales, Orobanchaceae.
AUGUCAGAUCUCACGUUUGAGACAGCGCCAGAAGAAGAACUUCUGAAAGCGAGAGAGUUAGGUCAUAUGACUCAUAUCCCUUUUUGGCUGCCCUUUAGUAGCAUCAUCAGAGGCACCACUCAUCAACUGACGCUGCCACGACGUCAGCAGUCACCAUGCAUGGAGACCAACAUGUCCUUUUUAUCCUUAUCCUCCAAGUCUCUAGAUAGAUCCAAUAUGGACUAUAAAUAUAUUAAUAAUAUUAUAUCCACCUGGCCGAUUACGGCGUUUGGGAGCCUUUCCCUGACGGCGGCUUCCAGCUCCCUCCCCAUCGGCGCCGCCCCACUGUACACCUUCCUCACUGUCGACAGGUCAUACUUCCCGCCGCCAGCCGCGGAACUCUUGACAAUUGCCAGCAGCGCCGGCGGCACGAGCGGCGCUAUCGUCACCCGAUACCUCCCGAUCGCUUCCAAAACCGCCCCGACUUCGAACCUCGGCAUAAUUACCACGGCUGCCCCCGCUCUUAUGACAACAAGCACCAUCGCCAGCGAGAACACGUGGAACAGCGGCAGCACGCAUAGCGCCACGUCACGCUCCCCGUCCACGUGGAAGUUCGGGUUCUCCCCUCCCCCUUUCUGCGCCAGGCACGCCACCAAGUUCCGGUGGCUCAGCAUCACCGCCUUCGGCAUCCCCGUAGUCCCGGACGAGAAGAGGAGCGCCGCCGUGUCGGAGGAUCGGCCGCCGCCGGAUUCCGGCAACAACCUCUCGUCGGAUUCCUCCAGCUCGGAGAAUCUCCGGGAGUCGAUCGUGAGGACUAUCGGAUUCCUCGCGCCGCUCGAUGAUGUCACCUUUCCGGCGUAG